Messenger RNA from Drosophila grimshawi, 2247 nucleotides. Its product is annotated as ATP-dependent RNA helicase vasa. The coding region runs from base 290 to 2227 and encodes 645 amino acids. The transcript has 9 exons. Gene Ontology annotation, cellular component: P granule; nucleus. Gene Ontology annotation, molecular function: RNA binding; RNA helicase activity; ATP binding. Gene Ontology annotation, biological process: cell differentiation; gamete generation. Lineage: Eukaryota; Metazoa; Arthropoda; Insecta; Diptera; Drosophilidae. The record is from RefSeq and is a predicted model, not a curated record.
UACCGGUAGUCAUUAACCACGUUGUGUUUUAAACGUCGAGUGUAGCGAAGUUUGUUACUUAAUUCGACUUUUCUCGUGUUUUUUCGGAAAAUAAUAAUUAACAGUUGCCUUUUCGCCUACUUUUUCAGAAGACGCACAACAACUAAAACUUUGACAGUUUUAACUAUAUGCGAAUUGCAACAGAAAAAAAAUUACUUACAUUUUGAUUAUUCUUACGGCAACAAAAGAAAAAUCUUGUAACUUUAUUUUCGGGCAACCCACAAAGUAAACACCUAAUUACGGGAACACCAUGUCUGACUUUGAAAAUGAGAUCGAUGGUGAUGGCAACCUAGUUGGUGGACAUCUUGACGAAGCAGAAGAAGCCACAGUUGGCGGCGGUGGGUAUCGCGAACCUCGCGAUGACGGAGGAGAUGGCAGUGGCGGUGGCUUUCAUCGCGGCCGUCGUGAGAAUGACGGAGGAGAUGGCGGUGGUGGUGGCUAUCGUGGACGCCGUGGUGGAGGAGAAGGCGGUGGCUAUCGCGGACGUCGCGACGAUGAUGAAGGUGGCAGGGGUGACAUCAAAGAGAACGGUGAUCACCGUCGUGGUGGAGGACGCAACGAUGGCUUUAAGGGUGGUGAACGUCACCGUUGCGACGAUAACGAUUUGAACAAUAACCACAAUGAUGACGGCGGCGAGAAUGGUGAGAAAAAAGCAAGGGAGUUCUAUAUACCGCCUGAACCGACCAACGAUGAGACCGAGAUGUUUAGCACCGCCAUUUCAUCGGGCAUCAACUUCUCAAAGUACGAUAAUAUCCCUAUUAAGGUGACUGGCGAUAAUGUUCCGAAGCCGAUUAGAAGCUUUGAGGGCGCCCAAUUGCGUAGCAUUGUGCUGAACAAUGUGAUCAAGUCGGGCUACAAAGUGCCCACGCCGAUUCAGAAGGUGUCAAUGCCUGUGAUUAGCGAGGGACGUGAUCUGAUGGCCUGUGCCCAGACUGGCUCGGGCAAAACGGCCGCCUUUCUGCUGCCGAUGAUCUGCAAACUGCUGGACGAGGUUGACAACGUGGAGAUAGGUAAGCCGCAGGCGGUGAUUGUGUCACCGACUCGUGAGCUCGCUAUCCAGAUCUUCCACGAGGCCAGAAAGUUUGCGUUCACCUCAUAUCUGAAGAUAAGCAUCGUUUACGGCGGCACUUCAGUUAAAUAUCAAAACGAGUGCAUCACCAAAGGCUGCCAUCUGCUGAUUGCCACACCGGGUCGCCUGCUCGACUUUGUGGACCGCACAUUCAUCACGUUCGAGGCGACGCGCUUCGUCGUCCUUGACGAGGCCGAUCGCAUGCUGGACAUGGGCUUUGCGGAUAGUAUGCGCAAGAUUAUGCAACAUCAGACGAUGCGUCCGGAACAUCAGACUCUUAUGUUCUCCGCCACAUUCCCGGAGGAGAUACAGCGCAUGGCCGGUGAAUUUCUAAACAAUUACAUAUUCGUCGCCAUUGGCGUUGUCGGCGGUGCUUGCUCCGAUGUCCAGCAGACCUUUCACGAGCUCAAGAAAUUUGACAAACGCUCCAAGCUAAUGGAUAUAUUACAAGAGGGCGCCGAUGGCACCAUUGUCUUUGUGGAGACAAAGCGUGGCGCUGAUUUUCUCGCCUCGAUCCUGUCGGAAACGAAGUUCCCGACCACCUCCAUCCAUGGCGAUCGUCUGCAGAGUCAGCGUGAGCAGGCCUUGCGCGACUUCAAGACUGGCCACAUGAAGGUGCUCAUUGCCACCUCGGUGGCUGCCCGUGGUCUUGAUAUAAAGAAUGUUAAGCAUGUGAUUAACUAUGACAUGCCAAAGACUGUGGAUGAUUAUGUGCAUCGCAUUGGACGCACCGGACGUGUGGGCAAUAGGGGUCGUGCCACCUCCUUCUUUGAUCCCAAUCAAGAUCGUGGCAUUGCCGCCGAUUUAAUAAAAGUCUUGCAGGGCUCCUCUCAAGUGGUACCAGAUUUCCUACAGGAAAUGGGCGGCGGCGGCAGCUAUUCCGACUCCCAGUUGGCGGCGUUGAUGUUCGCGCUAAUUCUUGUGCCGCAAUUGCAGAUAAUUUGGAGAAAGAGGAGAGUUGGAGUGAUUAAAUUCGAAUAUAUGCGUCCAUAUUUCCAUAUUUCUUUUGCAAUGCAAUGCAAUGCAUUCCAACUUUUACUUUCCAUAAACGUAAUUGAAUUUUGUUUAAUUAUUAUCAAUAAUCAAUAUCAAUUAUUAAUAAAUCAAAAAAAUCUAUGACAUUAUCAAUUUGUAAAGAA